AUGGGUAAUAAGAACAAUCGCGGUCAGGCCAAGUUUGUACCAAUGUCUGUGAAGAUCACACAGGAGCAGAACAAACAGAAGGACGAACUUACUGCGGAGAUGUCAGCUGCGGACAAGGAGUGGUAUGAGCAGAGAGCUGCGUGGAACAAGAUGCAGUCAGAGAAGAGAGCUGCAUGGAACAAGCUUCAGUUGGAGAAGAAGGCUGCUGAAGAAAAGAAGUUAGCCGACAAGAAGAUCACUGAGGAAAACGCCAAGAAAGUGGCUGCAACUAUCCAGUAUGAGUGCAUCCAAAAGCACUACGCAAUCGUUCUUAGAGAGAACGGUGAUGAGAAGAAGCUUUUCAUCGAUCUUAACUUCAUCGCUGAUCCGCCAACCGAUAUGAUGGCAUUGAUGAAGGUCCUUCCAGAGUACGCUUCAUCCAUCACCAAGGUUCAGAUUAAGAUGAUCCAACCCAUGCAGCACGGAUCCCGGGCAGUUUAUCAGCAACGUGUCAAUAACAUGAAUAAGUUCGUUGAACAACUCAAUUCUUUUGCACUCACCGAGCAAUUGAAGCUGGCUGCGGCUUUCAACGGCCUUAAGUUUGAGGAUUGGAGCAUGGAGUACCAAAUCAUGACCAGUUCUGAACACUAUCGAAUUGAGCGAUAUAGCUCUUACGGAAAGCGACUCCGCGGUGUAUACCGCACUGAUUUUGUUACUCAGUAA
Messenger RNA from Botrytis porri, 702 nucleotides. RefSeq lists its product as uncharacterized. The transcript has 2 exons. Lineage: Eukaryota; Fungi; Ascomycota; Leotiomycetes; Helotiales; Sclerotiniaceae. Bases 1 to 702 code for a protein of 233 amino acids. The record is from RefSeq and is a predicted model, not a curated record.